This is a messenger RNA of Lotus japonicus, 2047 nucleotides long. RefSeq names its product cationic amino acid transporter 9, chloroplastic-like. Gene Ontology annotation, molecular function: amino acid transmembrane transporter activity. The transcript has 8 exons. Gene Ontology annotation, biological process: amino acid transport; transmembrane transport. NCBI's taxonomy places the organism in Eukaryota, Viridiplantae, Streptophyta, Magnoliopsida, Fabales, Fabaceae. Bases 97 to 1785 code for a protein of 562 amino acids. Gene Ontology annotation, cellular component: membrane. The record is from RefSeq and is a predicted model, not a curated record.
GUGAUGUAGAUUUUUGGUGGCAGUCAGAAGUGUCACCUUCUUCAUGACUUCAUAUCAACCACCAUCACCAUGUAACCAGAACCAUUUCCUUCCAUCAUGGGACUGGGUGGUGCUACUCAUUCUUCCUCUUCUUCAUCUUAUUGCUCCCGUUUUUGGUCGUCGGCGCUCCGCUCCAAGCUCCUCGUCUCGCCGGCGGAGAAGGCUGCUCGUGACAGCUCCGGCAGGGGACUCUCCCGCCGGCUUGGUGUCCUCGACCUCCUGCUCCUUGGAAUCGGCGCUUCCAUUGGUGCCGGCAUCUUCGUCCUCACCGGAACCGUUGCCCGCGACACCGGACCCGGAGUAACAAUAAGUUUUGUACUUGCGGGAACAUCCUGUGUUAUAAAUGCACUCUGUUUUGCUGAGCUAGCUUCUCGAUUUCCUGCUGUUGCUGGAGGGGCAUAUCUAUAUGCAUAUACUGCUUUUAAUGAACUUACAGCUUUUCUUGUUUUUGCACAAUUAAUACUCGACUAUCAUAUUGGAGCAGCUACUGCAGCAAGAAGCUGUGCAAAUUAUUUGGUAACAAUUCUAGAGCUCUUCCCCGUUCUCAAAGAUAACAUUCCAAAAUGGAUUGGACAUGGUCAAAACAUUGGAAACGUGCUAUCCAUCAAUGUCUUAGCUCCAAUUCUUGUACUGCUUCUCACUUUUAUUCUCUGUCGGGGUGUUCAAGAAUCAUCAGUUGUGAAUUCGUUUAUGACAGUGACCAAGGUGGUCAUCGUUAUUAUUGUCAUUUUUGCUGGAGCUUUUGAGGUUGAUGUUUCGAACUGGUCUCCCUUUGCUCCAAAUGGUAUGAAAAGCAUAUUUACAGGAGCUACUGUAGUCUUCUUUGCAUAUGUUGGAUAUGAUGCAGUUGCCAAUGCUGCUGAAGAAUCUAAGAGACCACAGCGCGAUUUGCCGAUAGGCAUAAUCGGAAGCCUCUUGGUAUGUCUUGCGUUGUACAUUGGUGUAUGCUUAGUGAUUACAGGAAUGGUUCCAUACAAUCUCCUAGGAGAAGAUGCUCCAUUGGCUGAAGCUUUUGAAUCUACAGGGUUAAAAUUUGUUUCGGUUCUGAUUAGCAUUUGUGCUAUUGCUGGACUUACGACAACACUCCUUGUUGGUCUCUAUGUUCAGUCUCGGCUAUAUCUUGGGCUUGGCAGGGAUGGUUUACUACCCGCAAUAUUUGCUAAAGUUCACUCCAAACGCCACACUCCCAUUCAUUCUCAGAUUUGGGUUGGCUGUGUUGUCAGUGUUUUGGCUGGACUGUUGAAUAUGCACAUGCUCUCACACAUUCUUUCUGUUGGUACACUUACUGGCUAUUCAGUUGUUUCGGCAUGUGUUGUUGUACUUCGCUGGAAGGAUAAGACAACUGGUCAAGUAUCAUCUUCAGCAAAGAGGGAAGGUGUAAUUUGCCUUAUUGCUGUUGCUGUUUCUGGAUUUAUUGGGGGGCUCUUUUUCCGCUAUGAUGCUUCACCUAUUUUGUUGAUUCUGGCUAUACUUAUUGGAGCUGGUGCUUCUGCUGCUCUUCAUUUCCGCCAGGUUUAUGCAGCAGAUUCACCAGGGUUUUCUUGCCCUGGGGUUCCCCUUGUGCCAAAUGUUUGCAUCUUUUUCAACAUGUUCUUAUUUGCCCAGUUACAUCAUGAAGCAUGGCUGAGAUUUGUGAUUAUUAGUGUUGUUAUGGUUGGUUUUUAUGCAAUAUAUGGGCAGUAUCAUGCUGACCCCAGUGCAGAGGAGAAUGCUGUUUAUCAUGAGGCACCAGAGGAAGAAACUUGAUGAGUUAUCAGGUCAAUAUUAAACAAUGUGGUUUUCAUUGGCCAAUGGGGAGAAGGGGGUGUUGGUUAAAAUGUAUGUAGCAAAUAAGCUAUUUGUUCUUUCUGUUAGGAGUGUGAAUGUCCAUCAGGUAUAGUCAGAUUGUAUAUGGCACUGCCAGCAAGCAUAAUACAUUAAUACCCAUUAGGGAUUUAUAUUGCUAAAUUGCAUAUGAUAAAGAAAAAAGAAAAAAGAAACUAAGGCAACCAUGUGGUGCACAACACAA